Molecule: messenger RNA, 1104 nt
Organism: Penicillium riverlandense
Lineage: Eukaryota; Fungi; Ascomycota; Eurotiomycetes; Eurotiales; Aspergillaceae
Product: Zn(II)2Cys6 transcription factor domain-containing protein
Exons: 2
Coding region: 1-1104 (367 amino acids)
Biological process (GO): positive regulation of transcription by RNA polymerase II
Cellular component (GO): nucleus
Molecular function (GO): zinc ion binding; sequence-specific DNA binding; DNA-binding transcription factor activity, RNA polymerase II-specific
Source: RefSeq, a predicted model, not a curated record
AUGGCAUCGCACAUCCCGGGGUGUCGCAUGCGAUCGGCGUGCAACCCCUGCCACUUUGCUAAGCUACGCUGCUCAGGCGGCUCGCCAUGCGCCAACUGCCAGAUGUCCAACCACCCGUGCGUCUACAGCCUGUCCAGCCGCUUGGGGCGGCCCAAGGGAGUCAAAAACAAGCGAGCGGCCAGCGACUCUGCGCGCGCGACAUCUACCCGGUCGAAUCUGCAGGAGACGACCCCCAAGCGGCCGGCGACGAAUGGCCACGAUGUUUCCACGACGGCCAGCGCGGAUCCGGAAGGGAUGGCCGAUCUCAAUCGCCUGGUCCACGCGAAUUAUCCCGUGCUGCCGGACGAGCUUGACCUUUUCACAGCCUUUGCAGCCUAUCCUAAUGAUCUCCCGUUGCCGCUGCACAGGUCGGCAAGUGGAUAUGUGACACCGUCCAACAGCAUCCACGACGACGUCGCCUCGCUCGAGGUCUCCGGCCGGUGCAUAUGCGCCCAGCAACACGCCGACCUGCUCUCUCAUCUUCGCGCGAUGCGCCAGCAGCCGGCCCCGAUCUCCGUGGACGCCCUGCUGGCGGCGGGCCAGCGCACCCUGGCCACAUGGAAGCACUUCAGCCAAUGUCUGGCAUGCAGCAGACCCGUCAAUGAAGAGACCAUGCUGCUCUCGGCCAUCAGCCUGCGUAGCAUGUUGCGCCUGCUACAGGCCUUCUCGUAUGUCGUGACUGAACACCCGGUGCCCACCAGUCUGCUGUCCCCGUCCUUAGAGGAUCCUGACGGCCCGCUGAGCAUGACCAUCGGCGGAUACCAAAUCGAAGGGGAUGAGCGACACAUGGUCGGGAACAUGUUGGCACUGCAUACGCUGAACCGCAUCGAGUUCGCCGUCUCAUGUCUCGCGGAGCGCGUCGCCAGCUGCACACGGCCGGGCACAUCGUCGGCCGAGAGGAUGCCUGCGAAGUGGACGGCGCCGGAUGACAGUGAGCUGGAGAGUGACCUACAGCCGGUACAGGUGAUUCUGCAAGGAAUGGAAACGGCGAUCAGGAAAUUGAGCCAGGCUCUACAGUGGAAACAUCGCGCUGCGACGAUGAAGAUGUACGGCGGAAUGGGAUAG